CAAUUGAGUGAGUGUGUGUGUGUGUGUGUGAGAGUGUGAGUGUGUGUAUGUAUGUGUGUGAGUGUGUGUAUGUAUGUGUGUGCGUGUGUGAGUGUGUGUAUGUAUGUGUGUGCGUGUGUGAGUGUGUGAGUGUGUGUAUGUAUGUGUGUGUGAGUGUGUGUAUGUAUGUGUGUGAGUGUGAGUGUGUGUAUGUAUGUGUGUGCGUGUGUGAGUGUGUGUAUGUAUGUGUAUGUGUGUGUGUGCGUGUGUGAGUGUGUGUAUGUAUGUGUGUGUGUGUGUGCGUGUGUGAGUGUGUGUAUGUAUGUGCUUGUGCCUGUCUUGAGUGUGAGUGUGUGUUUGUGAGCGUGUGUCUAUGUGUGGGGACAUUCAUACAAGUUAUAAUCUUCGGGUAUGUGUCAGCGAUUCCACAUGGAAUCCAUUCUUACGGCCGGAGUGUACAGUCUCAGGAGCUGGGAGAGUGAGACAGCUUGUGUUACUGUGCUGAACAAGCUGGCCACAUCCACUCUCCCCCAUGAGAGCCAAACCAACCUUUGACGGGGUGGGGAGACGGUAACACCGGGUUAGUUAUUCAUAUCUCAUGAAUAUGGGAUCAUGAUCAGGAUUUGAGAUUUAAUGUCAAUGUUGUGGUGUGGAGUUUGGGUUCAGAGUUUGUGACAAGGUUCUGUGUCAGAGUGUGAGUGUGUGUCUAUCUGUGUGUGUGAUUGUUUGUCUACCUGUGUGCAUCGAUGUGUAUGUGUGUCUAUUUGUAUGCGUGUGUGUCUGUCCAUCUCUCUGAGUCUAUAAGAAGUAGGUGUAGCCAUCUGGCCUGUCGAGCCUGCUCUGCCAUUCAAUAAAAGUGAGUGUGUGUGUCUGUGUCUGUGAGUGUGUGUGUGUCUGUCUGUGGGUGAGUGUGUCUGUGAGUGUGUCUGUGUGUGCGUGUGUGUGUCUGUCUGUGGGUGAGUGUGUCUGUGAGUGUGUCUGUGUGUGUGUGUGUGUGUCUGUCUGUGGGUGAGUGUGAAUGUGAGUGUGUGUGUGUGGGUGAGUGUGUCUGUGUGUGCGUGAGUGUGUGUGUGUGUGUGUGUGUGUGUGGGUGAGUGUGUCUGUGUGUGCGUGUGUGUGUCUGUCUGUGGGUGAGUGUGUCUGUGAGUGUGUCGGUGUGUGCGUGUGUGUGUGUGUCUGUGUGUGUGUCUGUCUGUGGGUGAGUGUGUCUGUGUGUGUGUGUGGGUGAGUGUGUGUGUGUGUGUGUGGGUGAGUGUGUCAGUGUGUGUGUGUGGGUGAGUGUGUCAGUGUGUGUGUGUGUGGGUGAGUGUGUCAGUGUGUGUGUGUGUGGGUGAGUGUGUCUGUGACUGGCUUUAGGCUACAUUGCACAACCUGUUGGAGAGUCAGUGAUGUGUCAGAUGGAACGCUGACCAGGGUGUGACCAAGCUCUGAAGGCUGUGUUCUGGGUAUUUGGAGCUGCAGCCUGUUUAUAAACCUUGGCUCUCUGGAGAAACUAAAGACCAAUGAUCAUAAUAAGCUAAAUGUUGACAAGAAAAGGCAGAAGUAAACAGGAUAUUCAUGGAUACCUCCUCCUCCCCACCUAACCCUCCUCUGAAAUACAAUUCUUUCCUCUCUGUAGCCUUUCCCGUAACAUCCCCCCUUGCAAACCCCUGCCCUUCCACUCCAAUUCCUGCUACCCCUAAUCCCCUUGCCCUCCCUUUGGCCCACAAUCUAUCCUCCACCCCUCCAGCUCUUCUUCCCACACCCUGUGAGGGUCAGCCAUUUCUUCCUGAACCAUGUUACUAAUUGCCAUUCGGGCUAAGCUCCCUCAGUUCACCACUGGUGAGAAGGCUUUCUCUGUCUGGGACUGUCCCAUCACUCGAAGGGCUGGCUGCCGUCGCAAGACUCCUCUCCCCUCUCCCAGGUUUGCUGAUGUUGGAGGGGGGAGCGGAGAUAUCUGGUCCUGGCCAGGAGGUGCAGAGCGCAGGCUUUCACGGGGGUGUGAUGGGAGUUGGAGUGGAGAACGAGGGGGAUCUUAUUGAAACUUAUUGCAUAUUAAAAGCUGAAGGGUCCCGGCACGAAACGUCAACAGCGUUUCUCCCUAUAGGUGCUGCCUGGCCUGCUGUGUUCCACCAGCAUCUUGUGUGUGUGUUGUUGUUUGCAUAUUAAAAGCCCUAGACAGAGUGGAUGUGGAGAAGAUGGUUCCUAUACUGGGGCAGUCUAAGAGUAGAAGGUACAGACUCAGAGUAGAUUCAAUUUAGAACAGAGAUGAGAGGGGAUUUCUUUAGCCAGAGGGUGGUGAAUCAUUGAUACAGACAGCUGUGGCGGCCAAAUCAGGGUAUAUUUAAAGCAGAGGUUGAUGGAUUAUUGAUUCGACAGAGCGUCAAUAGUUUUGGGGAGAAGGCAGUCCUUCUCCCCAAAAUACAUAAUGCUUCCCUCAGAAGAACCCUCCCCAUAUGUGUAAAAUCAGUGGAGACAAAUGUGAGUUCCUUCUGGUCAGAAGCAGGAGAGCAGGAGAAUUUAAAAUGGGGAACACAGGAAGUGCGGAGCAAUUGAACAAAUACUUUCAUGCAACGCACACAAAAUGCUGGAGGAACUGAGCAGGCCGGGCAGCAUCUAUGGAAAACAGUAAACAGUCAACGUUUUGGGGUCUUGGACUGAAAAGUCGACUGUUUAUUCCAUCAAUUCUUUUCCUGACCUGCUGAGUUGCUCCAGUGUGCUGUUGUGUUGUUUUGGAUUUCCAACCCUUGCAGAUUUUCUCAUGUUUGAAAUGCUUUCACUUUGUCUUCACACAGUAAACCACAAGUAACUUCCCAGAAAUGCUGCGGAACCAAGGGGCUAAUCAAAGACAUUAAUUUUAUUUAAAGCAAAGGCUCUUCACUCAGAGAGGGGAAUGAGAUGCCAGCCAUGAAGAAAACUGUUGGAGUGAUGACAAAAGCAGGCGUGCGGGGAAGCCAGGCUCCUCCCUCGGUAUUGCAGCCACCCCAAGCUGGACGCUCACUCCGCAGACCCACACAGCACAAUGAGGUAAAGAGUCGAAGCUUUGCUGAGGUCACCCCAAAGAGCAAAGCUCAGACAAAGAGUCUGCAAGUGACAGCGACAUCCAUUACGACCAAGGCCAGGAGUCCAGGGACCCUAUCGUCAGGCCGAGCCACUGCUCCAAUCCGCAGGGAGAUGCCAAAGGAACCCAUUUCCCAGGGUCAGGCUCACCGGGUGGGGCCGGUCCCCAGGGAUCAGUGGUUGCAGGGUCCCAAGAAUCUGAGACCACCAGAGGUGGCCAGAUCCCGACUGAAGGUCUGCCCAGCACACCCCACACUGGAAAGAGGGGGUGUGAGGUCCCGCAGGAAAACCAGCAGCUUCUCCCAGGGGCCCCCGACCCUUGACCCCUCACCCUCCAACUCCUGCCCUGCCAUAGAUCUGCCUUCUGAACCUUCAAACUCCAACCCCCCGACUUCCAACUCCUGUACUGCCGAAGAUCUGCCGUGUGAUCUCCUGACCUCCAACCCUUUGCCCACUGACCCCGACCCUGCCAAAAACAUGUCCUCUGACUCCCUGACCUCUGCCUCCCCUCCCUCCAACCCCUUGCCCUUCAAACAUUUGGCCUUUUACCCCCUGACUUCCAGCUCCUUCUCCUUAUACCAUGUCAGUGCUGAUAACUCCAACCCAGGAUCAUUAUCUGUGUGUGGGGAGGGGAACCACUCUCCCCCGGUGGUCUGGACCCCUCAGUUUCAGGGUCUAGGCCAGGGGAGGGAGCUAGGGUCCAAGCAGCAGCUUACAGCCUGUCCAGAAUGGUCCAGGAAUCUCAGAGAUCAAGGGGGGGUCGAAGACUCAGUGGGAAGUCAUAGUGGUGAGGCAAGCACUCCUCAGGCAGAGAAACACAGAGCAACGCAGGUUGGGGAAUGCGGUACGAUGGAAGCUGGGGAUUGCAGAACAGUGCAGGGUGAGGACUGUGGAACAGCACAGGCAGAGGAACGCAGAGCUGCACGAGCUGGGAAACCAGAAACAGCGCAGGCCGGGGAAUGCGGAGAAACGCAGACAGAGAGUGGCAGUGCAGCGCAGGCCAGGGAAUGCGGAGAAGCGCAGACAGAGAGUUGUAGUGCAGCGCAGGCCGGGGAAUGCGGAGCAGCGCAGACAGAGAGUUGUAGUGCAGCGCAGGCCGGGGAAUGUGGAGAAGCGCAGACAGAGAGUUGUAGUGCAGCGCAGGCCAGGGAAUGCGAAGCAGCGCAGAUAGAGAGUUGUAGUGUAGCACAGGCCGGGGAAUGCGGAGAAGCGCAGACAGAGAGUUGUAGUGCAGCACAGGCUGGGGAAUGCGGAGAAGCGCAGACAGAGAGUUGUAGUGCAGCACAGGCUGGGGAAUGCGGAGAAGCGCAGACAGAGAGUUGCAGUACAGCGCAGGCCGGGGAGUUUGAAACAGCACUGGCAGAUGGAAGUAGUACAGUGCAGUACCGGGAUCGUGGAACAGUGGCAACCAGAGACUGUGGAUCACUGCAGACUGUGGAAUGCAGAACAGUACAGGCCAGCAAGUUGUUCGGCAUCAGUGAGACCAGCACUGAUGGGGAGCGGUCAAGCACUGGGCGCUCGAAGCAUGCAGAGUGUGACCAUGGGGAGUGUCCGCACACGGAGAGUUCGGCAAUGGGAGCAGCAUCGCCGGAACCUGGCUCUCAGCCCCUGGAACACAGCUACUCACAGGUGGAUUGUGGAGGACAUGGUGGAAAUGGAGGGAAGGAGCAGCAGGUGAAGGAGCUAGAGGAGACGGUCUUCGAGUUGAGGGACCAGUUGGAACAACAUCAGGCUGUGCGCCUGCACAACGAGAGGACCAUCGAGCAGCUGGAGUGUAAAGUGAAGUCUUUGGAAAACCAGAACCUGGAACUGGGGAAACAGCUGAAGAUGUCCAACAGGAAAAUGAAGGAAGAGGAGGAGUGGCGAUAUUUCCAGGCUGACCUGCAGACAGCGGUAGUGGUGGCCAACGACAUGAAGUGCGAAGCACAGGAGGAGAUGCGGGAGCUGAGGAAAGAGCUCCAGGAAGAGAGGAGGAAAACCAAGCAGCUGCACAGGGAGCUGGCUGCCAUUCGGGCUCUCAGGUCCAAUCCUUCCCUGCAGUGAAGCUGGUGACAGAGAUACAGAGCAGCUGUGGACCAGGGGCAGAUGUUCCCUCUCACCCUCACUGUAGACCAGGAGAAGAACUGACCUCUCACCCUCACUGUGGACCAGGGGAAGAUCUGACCUCUCACCCUCACUGUGGACUGGGGCAGAUCUGCCCUCUCACCCUCACUGUGGACCAGGGGCAGAUCUGCCCUCUCACCCUCACUGUGGACAGGAUUUUCCAGGGAUCCAGAGCAAAUAUGAGAAUAAGACCUCCUCUCACAGUGCUGGGCACUGGCAGCAGUCUCCCUGAGCCACACCCUGUAUACGGCCACAUCAAACAAGCCUGAGGAAGCCAUUGUCAGCUGCUGGCACUAUGAUUAGUUAAUGUAAAACACAGGAUACAGAGACCAGUGCAGACCAGCUGUUCCUGCACAGCACUGGACACAGAGACCAGUGCACUGGAUACAGUGGCCAUGUAGACCAGCUGUUAAUGCAUAUCCCUGGAUAUAGAGGUCAGUAUCAGAAUCAGGUUUAUUAUCACUGACUCAAUGACCUGAUCCUGAGAGUUGAAGGAGGUGAACAGAGUGGAUGCACCAGCUUUUAUUUUCCAAAAUUCUAUUGUUUCUAGAACAUUCCUACAAACUGAAGAAGUUUAUUUUAAAUCAUAACGUGCAGUGUACAGAGAUGAGCCUGUAGCCAGGUUGAGGUGGGUAUCUCUGGGUUGAGAGAGGGAGGUUGCCUUCCUGGCCAAUGUUAGCGACUUUGCCAGCAAAGUCUAAAUACUAAAUCAUACUAAAUACAUUUCAAAAAACAAAGCAAAUGCCAGAAUCUGUUAUUUGUGAAGCGACGGGGCAUUAGGAAAACAGCAACAAGGCCAUACACGAUCAACAUGACUUCAUAGGUGGCAAUUUAGAGAGCAAAUCAGGGACAAUCAGCUGAGUGAGAGAUGUCUGGACAUUUGAAAUCUUUCAAUAAAAUGUCACAGGAGAUGAACACCCUGGAGUAGUAUACUGGCAUGGAGUCAGCAGAAAAGGGUUGUGAGCCUGUGACCAUCGCUUGGCCUGGGACAAAAGGAUGUAGUGCUGGACAUCCAAGCAGGCACAGACUACUGGAUUUAGCAGCCAGAGAUCCAAAGCUGGGGAUUAGUGUGGACCAUGGGGAGGAUGGGAAGAGGCAUCAGGGUGAUAGUGUGGACCAUGGGGAGGACGGGAAGAGGCAUCAGGGUGAUAGUGUGGACCAUGGAGAGGAUGGGGAGAGGCAUCGGGGUGAUAGUGUGGACCAUGGGGAGGAUGGGGAGAGGCAUCGGGGUGAUAGUGUGCACCAUGGGGA
Hypanus sabinus (Atlantic stingray) is the source of this 6372-nucleotide messenger RNA. It is a transcript of the gene specc1, whose product is annotated as sperm antigen with calponin homology and coiled-coil domains 1. The transcript has 8 exons. Bases 2857 to 5061 code for a protein of 734 amino acids. NCBI's taxonomy places the organism in Eukaryota, Metazoa, Chordata, Chondrichthyes, Myliobatiformes, Dasyatidae. The record is from RefSeq and is a predicted model, not a curated record.